This is a messenger RNA of Caenorhabditis bovis, 822 nucleotides long. Lineage: Eukaryota; Metazoa; Nematoda; Chromadorea; Rhabditida; Rhabditidae. The record is from the annotation of a GenBank genome assembly.
AUGUGGCUUAUUUCGGAUAAUCUUUUUCUCUCAAAUUAUCAAACCGUAUCUGACCAUACAAAUGACGAAAUUUUCAAAAAAUUCCAGAUUCGCAAAGUUGUAUCAUUAAUGGAGGAAUGUAUUCCGAAUGUUUGUAAACUUCCAAAUGUGGAAUAUGUUUUCUUCAAAGCUUUAGACGUUGAAGAACAGGAACUUCUCAGCAAUGGAAUUAUGAUGGAAGCAAUUGAACAAAUCGAUGCUUCAACAUCAAAAAACGAAAAUGUGAUUGUUCAUUGCGUCGCCGGUGUUUCGCGUAGCGUCGCCAUAUGCAUGGGAUAUUUGAUGUAUAAGAGGAAUCUGACAACAGCAGUUGCUCUAGAUUUAAUUAAAAAUGUGCAACCAACAGCUUUGCCAAAUUCCGGGUUCAUGGCUCAAUUGAAGAUUUUUGAAAGAAGCGGUUGUUUAUUGGAAGCCAAAAGGUACCAAAAUAUCCUAUUGAAGGUGAUAGGGAAAACAGGAGAAGCUCUUUCAUUCUAUCGACAGCCCGUAAUAGGAUCUAAAGGAUCCAAAUUUAGAUUCAAAUGCAAAAAGUGUCGAAAACUCAUAUUCACUUCGGAAAACAUUGUCCACCAUGACAAUAUUACAGAAAUUUCUCAUCAAUUUCUUAUUGAGCCAAUGGCUUGGUUUAAUGUGGCGUCGCACACGUCAAAUAUAACUCAUUCAUGUGGAGCGAAACUUGGCAACUUUAUAGCAACGGGAUCGAAAUGCCCGAAUUGUUUCGAAUUUGUUUGUCCAUGGAUUUGCGCGGAAAAAUCAAAAAUUGAUAUCGAGCUGGUCAACUAG